CUACGGACGGUGAUAAGGUUCGGUUACAGAUCUAUUUCGGUCUGUUCGAAUCUCGACGAAGAGGGCACAGCGGAGGACGGGAGAAGAAAGGUGGUCGGGGAUGUGGACCACCCAAAUAAUUUCGAGAUAAUAACGCCUUAUCACUGUUCAGGGACAGUCGGCGGAUGUUCACCGGGGCAAUCAAUUAGCUGGCACGAACUGAAAAUUAGCAACCGUUGACGUUGACCGUCGAUAGUAGCCCUACGACACCCCUCUUCGCAGACGAAUCUCCCGAUGUCUCUCUGCGCCCCCAGCCUCCGCCGCCUCUGACUUAUCGCUCAAGCCAAGGGCUAUCGGUAUGCCCCGGUCGCCUUUCCUGAUAGACAUCGCUGGCAACAUUGCUCUGAGGAGUGGAUCGGAUGCGGACCAACACCCUCAGACGUCCAGCGACCGGCGAUCAGAGCCGACGCACCAAGUAUUAAGACUGUGGUCAAACCGUAAUGAAAUCCGAUUUCAUAAUGAAAACCCAGGUAUACUGAGUUUACACCACAACCCAAGGAAAACCACUAUGCCAAACGUCCGUACCGAUCGGGACUUUCUUAAUUGAACUUAUAGUGCAUACCGCGAUCGUCCGCCUGAUAUUGACAACUAAGUAUUAUGCUUUCGCUGCUGCCACACCACCCGCUCGUCUGCCGCUGCUGCCUGCUGGAGCAGCCGCCGCUUUACCACAGUCUCCAUGACGCUUCUAGUCAAUUGGCUGUGGAGCUGAAGGCCCUAGCUCCCACCCUGCGUCUGGAACCGGGCGACAACCUCACCGACGUGAUCUGCGACCUCUGCCUUCGACGCCUGUACGACGCCCGCGACUUCCAGCGGCGGUGCGAGCACUCCGAGCAGGUGCUCCGCAUGAGGCACGAGCACUGGAAACACACGGUGGCCGUGGGAGACGCCUUGGCCCUGGACGAUGUACUCGAAUGCCUGGAGCGAGAAGUGGGCAGCCUGGAGGGACCGAUGGCCAUGCCGCUGCAAACAAGCAAGCCGGUAGCCUAUGUGGCGCCCUUAAUGGAGACCGUUGAUUUUGAAAGCCUGGACAUCCAAGACAGCUCGCCCAUUGAGCUUGGGACGCCCUCGUACUGGGAAUCGUCGGUUGAUUCAGGCAGCCUUAACACUCCGCAUCACCAACCGGAGACUGCCGAGCUCCUAGCAGCCGAACCUCCCACGCCCCCGGAAUCAUCCGAAGAACCGGCUCUGGAACCCGCAGAAAAGCCCAGAGAGCGGACACCCAGGUCGCGCCAGAAAAACCCCAAGCCUAGGGAGAAAACCGCUGGUAGCUUGCACCCGCGAUCCUUGCACCCGUGCCCCGAGUGCGAAAAGAAGUUCACUCGCAACUUUCAACUCAAGCUGCACAUGACAGCUGUGCACGGCAUGGGCGAGAUGAGGUACCAGUGCGAGGAGUGUGGCAAAAACUUUGCCUCGCGGCACAGUCUUCGCUACCAUGUGAAGUCGGUGCACUCAACGGAGCGCCCAUUCGGAUGCCAGCACUGCGAGAGACGCUUUGUCUUGCGCACGCAGCUGCUGUCCCAUCUUCGCACCCACACUGGCGAAGCCAAGCCGCGCAUAUUCGAGUGCCAACGCUGCUCAAAGAGCUGGCCCACCAAGUCCGACCUCCGCACCCAUAUGCGCUCCCACAACCCCAACAUGGAGCGGCCCUUCAAGUGCGAUCGCUGCUCGAAGGCCUUUUUCACUCGUGGCCACCUCAACUCGCACCUGCUGGUACACACCGGUGAGAAGCCAUUCGCCUGCGAGUACUGUGACAAGUGCUACCAGAGUGUUGGCAACCUGAACAAUCACAUGGUACGCCUGCACGCAGAGAUCAUCGAGGCCCAGUUAGAGACAGAGGUUAUCGAGAGCUGAGGCCCACACCCGCAUCCUAGGAAGAGGCUGCAUCUAGUAUUAGGGGCGCUGGAGGGGCAAUUACACCGAGUCCACCACCUAUAACUCUUACAUUACAGUCAAUAAUAUUUAUAUAAUAUCAUUUUUUGGCAAAAGGUGAAUUAAGUCUUAACACAACACUUUAGAGUUACGUAUUUCAAGCUGUCAAAAUACUUGUACUAUUUUCUUAUUCAUUAUUAAUGCCAAGUUGAAAAAAAAAAUGUUUUUUGAUAUUUCAUAUAUUAAUCUAGGAUAAUGUAAUUAUUACUGUUUUAGUUGUCACUAAUCGUUUUUUGAAUUUACAUACAUUUGUACAUACGUACAUCCACUUUGAGUACUAGUUUUAAUAUAGCUUAUAUUUGUACUUUUUUCUAUAACAUUGAAUAAAAUACUUUUGCUCGAAAAUUUACUUUUAAACAUCGCUUUAAAAAGUUUCACGAUAGAAACAGUUUGUUCUAAGUUUAUAUGCCGUUCAUAGUAUUUAAUUGAAAAGAAUGCAACAGGUUGAUAAAAACGAUGAGGACCUCUAAUGCAUACAGUCAGGUCAAUUGAAAAUCCCCUGCCUAAUAUGAUAAAAACCCUUGAUGGUUAAUUUUCCUGCGGCAGUGUCCGAAAACUCAUUAUCAAGCAAAGUUGUGGCAUUAAAUGUAUUUUUCCCCUUCAAAUAUCUGUAUUUUGUAACACGCUAAUUUCUAUUUUAUCCCUUUUCUUCACAAUAGCAAGAGUAGCUUCACUCAAAAUGCUAUAACUCACAAACUAAUAAACGCACAGCUGACAAAUUUA
This is a messenger RNA of Drosophila yakuba, 2691 nucleotides long. Its product is annotated as zinc finger protein Xfin. The coding region runs from base 637 to 1890 and encodes 417 amino acids. Gene Ontology annotation, biological process: regulation of transcription by RNA polymerase II. Lineage: Eukaryota; Metazoa; Arthropoda; Insecta; Diptera; Drosophilidae. Gene Ontology annotation, molecular function: RNA polymerase II transcription regulatory region sequence-specific DNA binding; zinc ion binding; DNA-binding transcription factor activity, RNA polymerase II-specific. The transcript is spliced from 2 exons. The record is from RefSeq and is a predicted model, not a curated record. Gene Ontology annotation, cellular component: nucleus.